Dryobates pubescens (Downy woodpecker) is the source of this 2707-nucleotide messenger RNA. It is a transcript of the gene NR3C1, whose product is annotated as nuclear receptor subfamily 3 group C member 1. The transcript has 9 exons. Gene Ontology annotation, biological process: nuclear receptor-mediated glucocorticoid signaling pathway; regulation of DNA-templated transcription. Gene Ontology annotation, molecular function: steroid binding; nuclear glucocorticoid receptor activity; zinc ion binding. Bases 336 to 2657 code for a protein of 773 amino acids. NCBI's taxonomy places the organism in Eukaryota, Metazoa, Chordata, Aves, Piciformes, Picidae. The record is from RefSeq and is a predicted model, not a curated record. Gene Ontology annotation, cellular component: nucleus.
GACGGGGAGGCGCGGAGGGAAGGCAGGAGGAGGAGAAGAAGAAGAAGCGGGGGGGCGGGGGGCGAAGUCCGCGGAGGCAAUUAGCGCCAAUUAACGGAGGGGGCGCCGCGGCGGUGGCGGGCGAGGAGUAGGUCAGGGUCUCGGUCCGGCGGCAGGAGGAGGAGCGUGGGGAAAGGUGCUGGCCGCCGCCGCGGCCCCCGGAGGGGCGGCUGUUGACUUCCUCGCCCCCGCCCGCUUCUUUGCCCCUUCCAGCCACUGCCGCCCUCGGGGCGCGAUGGCAGUUGGCGGCUGAAGGAGCCCCAGCGCCCUCCCCUGGACGAGCUAAUGUUACAGUAAUGGAUUCCAAAGAAUUGCUUCACUCGUCUGAUCAAGACGACGCGAGGAAAAAUGCGCUCCUCAGUACCAAAGGAGGGAUUGUGAUGGACUUCCAUCCACCCUUCAGGGGUGGAGCUACUGUCCAAGGCCCUGUGUCUACAUCUCCUCUCCCUGCAUCUUCUCAGUCAGAUUCCAGUCAGCAACCUGCUUUGGCUGACUUUUCAAAAGGAUUAGUAAACAAUGUGCCUCAGCCAGACCUCUCCAAGGCGGUGUCGCUCUCGAUGGGACUGUACAUGUGUGAAACAGACUCCAAAGUGAUGGGAAACGACCUUGGAUUUUCGCAGCAGGGCCAAAUCGCCGUCUCUUCUGGGGAAACGGACUUCAGGCUCCUGGAAGAAAGUAUUGCCAACUUGAACAAGUCCUCGAGCCUGGCCGAGGACUCGAAGGGAGCCGGAUCUUCUGAGGUGCCUCUUGAGCCGGAUUUCCCAGGCAUGGCUGCCCGCAAUGUCCCUCUGGAGUCAGGAACUGCAGUCCAAAGCCAGGUUGGCUCGAAUGGUGGCAACUUGAAGUUGUUCUCUGAAGACCAAAGCACCCUGGAUAUCCUCCAGGAUUUAGAAUUGCCGCCGGUGUCUCCUGGCAAAGAGCCCAAUGGGAGCCCGUGGAGGCUUGACCCCUUGCUCGAUGACGGUGGCUUGCUGUCCCCUAUAUCUGCAGAUGAUGCAUUCCUCCUGGAAGGAACCCUUGGUGAAGACUGCAAGCCUCCUAUUUUAUCUGACACUAAACCUAAAAUUAAUGACCGUGGUGACCUUUUACCCAGUUCCAAAAUGCCAAUGCCUCAAGUGAAAACAGAAAAGGAAGACUUCAUUGAACUCUGUACUCCUGGCAUAAAGCAAGAAAACAUGGGCCCAAUUUAUUGUCAGGCAAACUUCUCUGGGUCGAAUCUGCUGGGUACUAAAGUCUCUGCCAUCUCUAUCCAUGGUGUCAGUACCUCUGGGGGACAGAUGUAUCACUAUGAUUUAAAUACUGCAUCGCUCUCUCAGCAGCAGGAUCAGAAACCAAUUUUUAAUAUCAUUCCAUCUCUUCCUGCCAGUUCAGACAAUUGGAAUAGGUGCCAGGGAUCUGGGGAUGAGACGUUAGCUCCUUUGGGAACGCUCAACCUCUCUGGCAGACCUGCUUUCUCUAAUGGCUAUUCAAGCCCUGGAAUGAGAUCAGAUGUCAGCUCUUCUCCAUCCACAACCUCAGCGACAACGGGACCACCUCCCAAGCUCUGCCUGGUUUGCUCGGACGAGGCCUCUGGCUGUCAUUACGGGGUUCUGACCUGUGGCAGCUGCAAAGUCUUCUUCAAGAGAGCUGUGGAAGGGCAGCACAACUACCUGUGUGCGGGGAGGAACGACUGCAUCAUCGACAAGAUCCGAAGGAAAAACUGCCCGGCCUGCCGCUACCGCAAAUGUCUCCAGGCUGGCAUGAACCUCGAAGCUCGAAAAACAAAGAAGAAGAUCAAAGGCCUGCAGCAGGCGAGCGCCACGGGGGCGCGGGAUGCUUCCGAGAGCCCCGGCAACAAGAGCAUCGUUCCUGCCACCCUGCCCCAGCUCACCCCCACGCUGGUCUCGCUGCUGGAGGUGAUCGAGCCCGAGGUGCUGUACUCAGGCUAUGACAGCUCCCUGCCUGACUCCAGCUGGCGCAUCCUCUCCACCCUCAACAUGCUGGGGGGCCGGCAAGUGGUGGCUGCGGUCAAGUGGGCAAAGGCAAUACCAGGUUUCCGAAACUUACACCUGGAUGACCAAAUGACCCUUCUGCAGUACUCCUGGAUGUUCCUGAUGGCUUUUGCUUUAGGAUGGAGAUCAUACAAACAAUCCAAUGGAAACCUCCUGUGCUUUGCACCAGAUCUGAUUAUUAAUGAGCAGAGAAUGAAUCUACCCUGUAUGUAUGAACAAUGCAAACACAUGCUCAUGGUUGCCCGAGAGCUGUCACGCCUGCAAGUCUCCUACGAAGAGUAUCUCUGCAUGAAGACCUUGCUUCUCCUCUCUACAAUUCCCAAGGAGGGCCUGAAGAGUCAAUCUCUGUUUGAAGAAAUCCGAAUGACCUACAUCAAAGAGCUGGGGAAGGCCAUCGUGAAGAGGGAAGGGAACUCCAGCCAGAACUGGCAGCGCUUUUAUCAACUGACGAAGCUGUUGGACUCUAUGCAUGAUGUGGUUGAAAACCUUCUGAGCUUUUGCUUCCAGACCUUUUUGGAUAAAUCCAUGAGUAUUGAGUUCCCAGAGAUGCUGGCAGAAAUCAUCAGCAAUCAGAUACCAAAAUACUCCAACGGAAACAUCAAGAAGCUGUUGUUUCACCAGAAGUGACUGCCUUAACACAAAAGGGUUGCCUUAAGAAACCGUCAAACGAUAGCUUU